GGGCCGGCGCGGUGGUAUUUAAAGCGCCGCGGCGGCGGCUGCUGCCUACCGCAAGGAGCCGGGACGGUGCUGGGAGUAAUCUUCAGCAACACCGUUCUAGUCAGAAAAUGUCUGCUCUUGAAACCCUCUUUCAAUACAUUGACAAACACCAGGACCUCUAUAUUCAGAGGCUGGCUCAAUGGGUGGCAAUCCAGAGUGUGUCAGCAUGGCCGGAAAAGAGGGAUGAAAUCAAGCGUAUGAUGGAGGUUGCUGCAAAGGACAUUGAGCGUCUGGGAGGCACAACCCAACUUAUGGAUAUUGGGAAACAAAAACUGCCAGAUGGAUCAGAGAUCCCCCUUCCACCAGUUGUUUUGGGAACACUUGGCUCAGAUCCAAGUAAAAAGACUGUGUGUUUAUAUGGUCACCUGGAUGUUCAGCCAGCAUUGUUAGAGGAUGGCUGGGAUAGUGAGCCCUUCACGCUGGUAGAAAGAGAAGGAAAGUUGUACGGGCGAGGAUCAACAGAUGAUAAAGGUCCAGUGCUUGCCUGGCUGAAUGCCUUGGAGGCUUACCAACAAACUAACCAGGAGUUUCCAGUAAAUAUUAAGUUCUGCUUAGAAGGUAUGGAAGAAUCAGGAUCUGAAGGCCUUGAUGAACUUAUUUUUGCUCAAAAAGAUACUUUCUUCAAAGAUGUGGAUUAUAUUUGCAUUUCUGACAACUACUGGCUAGGCAAGAAGAAGCCUUGUAUCACUUAUGGCUUGAGAGGCAUCUGCUACUACUUCAUAGAGGUGGAAUGUAGUGACAAAGACCUUCAUUCUGGAGUUUAUGGUGGCUCAGUACAUGAGGCCAUGACAGAUCUCAUUACUGUAAUGGCUUCUCUUAUAGACAAGAAAGGGAAAAUCUUAAUCCCAGGCAUUAAUGAAGCAGUGGCACCUGUUACUGAUGAAGAGCUGGCACUAUAUGAGAAGAUUGAUUUUGACCUGGGAGAAUAUGCAAAAGAUGUAGGAGCAACAAAACUAUUGCAUGAUACAAAGAGAGAUAUCCUUAUGCAUAGGUGGAGAUACCCUUCCUUGUCUCUCCAUGGAAUUGAAGGAGCAUUCUCAGCCUCCGGAGCCAAGACUGUCAUUCCUAGGAAAGUGAUUGGCAAGUUCUCAAUCAGACUUGUGCCGAACAUGACUCCUGAAGAAGUCACUAAGCAUGUUGAAGAAUAUGUGAGCAAAAAAUUUGCAGAGCUGCAUAGCCCCAACAAAUUCAGAGUGUACUUAGGCCAUGGUGGAAAACCCUGGGUGUCAGACUUCAACCAUCCCCACUACAUGGCUGGCAGGAGGGCCAUGAAGACAGUUUUUGGAGUUGAACCAGACCUGACGAGGGAGGGAGGAAGCAUUCCUGUUACACUUACUUUUCAAGAAGCAACAGGCAAGAAUGUCAUGCUGCUUCCUGUUGGAGCUGCAGAUGAUGGUGCUCACUCUCAAAAUGAGAAGCUAAAUAGGUACAACUACAUCCAGGGGGUGAAGAUGCUUGGUGCAUACCUCUAUGAAGUUUCCCAGCUGAAGGACUAAGACAAUUAGCUCCUGGUUUAUGGAUCAGAAGUCUGAAUUCUCUUAUGAAGUAUCAUCAAUUACCAAGUCUCACAUGGCUCCCCUUUUCCACCAAUACUCCACUGCCUUGGUGGGGCAGAGGGAAGCAUACAGUUCCACUUGAACCAAAAAUAUUUCUUUAAAUACUUACAUCAAAAUGACACAGACUAUUCUUUAUCUGGCCCAGCAGUACUGAACUGCAUCUUUGUCCCUCUGUAUCACUUUCAAGUUGUGGUUUGCUGUAUUCAUCUACUUUUCCUGUAAAGCAAGAGGAAAGGUUUGCUCUCAACUGUUAAAGCAGCCACAUCAGUUGCAGAACUGCUAGUCAAGUUUAAGAUUCUUUUUUCUGGAUAUGUUCUGGAAGUAAGUAGUCAAAGUGGGCAGAUUAUGGGGCUAUACUUGAAUGUGUUCAAAGCUGUAGCGAGGCAUCUAUCUUGCUAACUGAGUGAUUUGGAAGAGCAGUUGUCUCUUACAGCUUUAUAGCUGAUUGCAGGUUCAAUUUACAGUGAAUUAGGUUUUAACAAAAUUCACUGUGGUAAUGACUACUGGCCAUCUUUUUGUAAAGCUGUCUUUGUACUCCUUAAAAAAGGACAAAUAAAUAAUCAUGCUCUAGAGCUUG
Molecule: messenger RNA, 2172 nt
Organism: Strigops habroptila (Kakapo)
Lineage: Eukaryota; Metazoa; Chordata; Aves; Psittaciformes; Psittacidae
Gene: CNDP2
Product: carnosine dipeptidase 2
Exons: 12
Coding region: 108-1535 (475 amino acids)
Biological process (GO): proteolysis
Cellular component (GO): cytosol
Molecular function (GO): metallodipeptidase activity
Source: RefSeq, a predicted model, not a curated record